This is a messenger RNA of Leucoraja erinaceus (little skate), 2207 nucleotides long. It is a transcript of the gene icmt, whose product is annotated as isoprenylcysteine carboxyl methyltransferase. Gene Ontology annotation, biological process: C-terminal protein methylation. The transcript has 5 exons. Gene Ontology annotation, molecular function: protein C-terminal S-isoprenylcysteine carboxyl O-methyltransferase activity. The coding region runs from base 30 to 878 and encodes 282 amino acids. Gene Ontology annotation, cellular component: endoplasmic reticulum; membrane. The record is from RefSeq and is a predicted model, not a curated record. Lineage: Eukaryota; Metazoa; Chordata; Chondrichthyes; Rajiformes; Rajidae.
CUCUCGCGAGCGCGGGCGGGCGGGCGGCGAUGGCGGGAGGCGGGCUGGUGGCCGAGGGUCGCCUCAGCGCCGUAAGCUUCGCGCUUGGAGUUUCCGUCGUCCUGUUGCCGGGCCUGACCGGCGCCCCGGCCACUCUCGCCGGCCGCGCCCAGCUGGCCAUCUACCUGGCUGCCAUCAACGUGCUACUGGUGCUGCUGUACCGGGGCUUUCACUAUCAGAUUGCUGUUCGGGCCUGUUUCCUUGGUUUUGUUUGUGGCUGUGGUUUAAUACUGAGCUUUGGAGGAUCAUCAUGGCAACAUUUUGGCUGGUAUUUGUGCUCUCUGAGUUUAUUCCAUUAUUCGGAAUACCUUGUGACUGCAGUUAUUAAUCCCAGGUCCCUCUCUCUAGACUCUUUCUUGUUAAAUCAUAGUGCAGAAUACAAACUAGCAGCCAUGUCUUCAUGGGUGGAAUUCACCAUUGAGAAACUUCUCUUUCCAGAUAUGAAGCAAGUUACGUGGCUCAGUUUCCUUGGUUUGCUGAUGGUACUAUUUGGCGAAUUGCUGCGCAAAGCAGCCAUGCUAACUGCCGGGUCAAAUUUUAAUCAUAUCGUACAAAACGAGAAGGCAGAGACCCACAGGCUCGUCACCUCUGGAGUCUACUCUUGGUCCAGACAUCCGUCCUAUGUGGGCUGGUUUUACUGGAGUAUUGGCACUCAGGUAAUCUUGUGCAAUCCCAUUUGCAUUGUCGGGUACACGAUGGCUUCAUGGCGUUUCUUUCGUGAACGCAUUGAGGAAGAGGAGAUGACUUUGAUCCAGUUCUUCGGUGAAGAUUAUGAGCUGUACAAGAAAAUGAUUCCAACACGGCUCCCCUUCAUCAAAGGUGCCAAACUAGAGCCAUGAAGUGAGAAAAGACAAUAAGAAAGAAAUGCACAAUCAGAACGGCCUGUGACUGCAGGCCACCGUUAACCCUUAGCACCUCAAUAUUGUUUGAUUUCAACCUUGAAAAGAAUUCCACAGCAGUUGCUGUUGAGAAUAUCUUAGCUAGCUUCAAUCUGUUGGAGCAAGAGUGUGGUGCUGCAGAAAUCUGCAAUGGAGCACUGUUGUGGAUAGUGGGAACUGAAUAUUCAGUGCAAACGUUAGAGGCCACUCACUCCAGCUAUUGCUUUGACAAAGCCAUUUAUUAUAGACUUGUUACUUCAUAUAAAGACUGUUUUUGACCAAAAAAUAUCAAGGAGGGCUGCUUUAUAUAUUUAGGGAAGAUGCGUUAUUGCAAUAUGCCAACAUACUGUAUCAGGAAAAGUAACUUAAAUAAUUAAGUUUUGCUGUAAACAAAGAUAAUCAUGGUUUGUAAAAGAUAGGUGGAGUUACUUUUUUAUUUUGUCUUGACCAGAAUAUGUUGCAUUUUAUUCAGGAAAUUGUUGAAAUUAAUAUUUUACAUUGAACUUUUUUUAGAAAAUGACAGAGGACCAGCUUUUUAAUUCUGAUUCCUGGUUAGCUCAACAACCAGGCUGAUGGAUUGUAAAUUUCCUUUUCCUGACAUCAAUUGGGUGAUGUCUCAGCCCAACUCCUACCAGGCAUGGGCCAGUUUCCUCAAAGUCUGCCUCUGAGUUCGGAUGAAUUAGUCACUAGGUCGGUCGGCAUCCUCACAAAGCGUGUGAGCUGUGUGUGGUCAUAUUUGGGCAACCAUCUGAGUUUGGAGCAGAGGGUACUGUUCAGGGAGCUUUGCUCUGUACCUCAUGUGUGCUGUAUCUGACCUAGAAAACAAUUGUGAUUUUGGGUGCCUGAACUGAAACUCCUUCCCCAUCAUUGAGAAAUAUAGAUACAAAAAUUGGCCACCACCUAUUCAGUGAAAUAUUGUUACCUCUGUGCCAUUGAGGGGAAAAUGGAGAAGUAUUACUAUAUUUAAAUAUAGGUGUGGGAGGGGGGGGUGCAAAACACUGCAAAUGCUGGAAAUCUUAAAUAAAAGCAGGUGUAUACCUGAAGUUUGAUGAUAUUUCUCACCUUUUGCAUGCUGACUGCUUCCCUAUGCUUUUUGGCAUUUUCUGGUUUUGUGGCAGCAUGAUCAUACACUUUCAUCGGUGCAACCCCAGCUCGGUAUUACCAUGAGCAGAGUUGGGGCACAUUAACGUGCACUCACAUGUGAGGGAAAUUUGCUAUUAGCCACAUUUCCUUUUGGAGUCAAUCAAUACAUAUCUUUUAAAUUAAAGAAAAACAUGCAUUAAAACAUAA